AUGAUGAAUGGAAACGGCCAGCUAUCUGUUCCACCUGGCUUUCGAUUCCAUCCCACGGACGAGGAGUUACUUUAUUAUUACCUGAGGAAGAAGGUAUCCUAUGAAGCCAUCGACCUUGACGUUAUAAGGGAAGUGGAUAUCAACAAACUUGAGCCUUGGGACCUCAAAAACAAAUGCAGGAAUAUUGAGUCAGGCGGGCCUCAGAACGAGUGGUAUUUUUUCAGCCACAGAGACAAAAAGUAUCCAACUGGAACUCGGACAAAUCGGGCCACCACAGCUGGUUUCUGGAAGGCGACUGGGAGGGACAAAGCCAUUCACCAAAGCAAUUCAAAGAGGAUUGGUAUGAGAAAAACUCUUGUCUUUUACACGGGACGUGCCCCUCAUGGCCAAAAGACGGAUUGGAUAAUGCACGAGUAUCGCCUGGACGAUGACAAUGCCGAGGAAGAUGGAUGGGUCGUCUGCAGGGUAUUCGAGAAGAACAAUCAUAGUGGAGCUUCCCAACCUAAAGAUGCUCCAGAACAAAACUUGGCUCACAUCAAGACAAGUAGUUCCACUGAUCUAUUAAUAUUGGAGCCGAAACAGAGUUUGCAAGCAGUAUAUGGUUGCACCUUUGAUGGGCAUGGGUCCAUAUAUCUGCCACAGUUACUGACUCCUCCUGAGUCAGCUGUUCAUCCGUCCUUGAACCUCACGGACAUGGAGUUUUCUCAGGACUUGUUGAGGUUGGCAUCAGGCAGUUGUGGAGGUCUUGUUCAACAGGAAAGGUUUAGUACUGGCGAUUGGUCAUUCUUAGACAAGCUUCUAGCAUCCCAUCAAGUCCAGUUUCAGGGUAAAUGCAAUCCUUGGUCGGUGCCACGCUGUUGA
Messenger RNA from Ilex paraguariensis (yerba mate), 861 nucleotides. The record is from the annotation of a GenBank genome assembly. Lineage: Eukaryota; Viridiplantae; Streptophyta; Magnoliopsida; Aquifoliales; Aquifoliaceae.